Messenger RNA from Brassica oleracea var. oleracea, 1134 nucleotides. Its product is annotated as methylthioalkylmalate synthase 1, chloroplastic-like. The transcript is spliced from 10 exons. The record is from RefSeq and is a predicted model, not a curated record. Gene Ontology annotation, biological process: L-leucine biosynthetic process. The coding region runs from base 1 to 1134 and encodes 377 amino acids. Lineage: Eukaryota; Viridiplantae; Streptophyta; Magnoliopsida; Brassicales; Brassicaceae. Gene Ontology annotation, molecular function: 2-isopropylmalate synthase activity. Gene Ontology annotation, cellular component: chloroplast.
AUGAAUUUUAUUGUAACCAUCAAAACCAUCGCCAAGACAGUGGGGAACGAGGUGGAUGAGGAAACAGGUUAUAUCCCAGUGAUAUGCGUCAUCGCACGAAGCAAAGAAAGAGAUAUUAAGGCGGCUUGGGAAUCAGUGAAGUACGCAAAGAGGCCGAGGAUACUCGUAUUCACUUCCACUAGUGACAUUCACAUGAAAUAUAAGCUGAAAAUGACUAGAGAAGAAGUCGUCGAGAUAACAAAAAGUAGCAUUAGGUUUGCUAAAAGUUUAGGCUUCAAAGACAUCGAAUUUGGUUGUGAAGAUAGUGGCAGGUCCGAUAAGGAUUAUAUAUGCAAGGUUUUUGAAGAAGCGAUCAAAGCGGGUGCAACCACGGUGGCCUUCGCGGACACGGUGGGGAUCAACAUGCCGCAAGAAUACGGAGAACUUGUGAGAUAUGUCAAAGCAAACACUCCUGGAAUUGAUGAUGCUAUCUUCAGCGUUCAUUGUCACAAUGACCUUGGUGUUGCUACCGCCAAUACAAUAGCCGGUGUAUGUGCUGGAACACGUCAAGUCGAAGUAACAAUCAAUGGAAUAGGUGAAAGAAGUGGAAAUGCACCACUUGAAGAGGUCGUGAUGGCUUUGAAAUGUCGAGGAGCAUACCUGAUGGGUGAUGUUUACACAAGAAUAGACAGACGCCAAAUUAUGGCUACUAGCAAGAUGGUUCAAGAAUACACUGGCUUGUAUGUUCAACCCCACAAGCCUAUAGUUGGAACCAACUGUUUUCUUCAUGAGAGCGGCAUUCACCAGGAUGGGAUAUUGAAAAAUCGGAGUACAUAUGAGAUCUUAUCACCAGAAGACGUAGGAGUUGUAAAAUCUCAAAAUUCAGGCAUUGUUCUUGGAAAGCUUAGUGGAAGUCAUGCGGUGAAAGGUCGUCUGAAAGAGUUGGGAUAUGAAAUCGAUGAUGAGAAAUUGAACGAGGUUUUCUCACGGUUCAGAGAUCUAACCAAGCAGGAAAAGAGAAUCACGGAUGAUGAUCUCAAGGCAUUAGUAACGCUGUGUGGUGAUGAAAUCUUCUCCUCAGAGAAGUUAAACGGCAAAGAAAUCAACAGUAAAGGCUAUAUUGCACCAGACCCUCAGAUUUCCUCAGCGGUAUAA